Brassica rapa (field mustard) is the source of this 2902-nucleotide messenger RNA. Its product is annotated as putative F-box/kelch-repeat protein At1g27420. The record is from RefSeq and is a predicted model, not a curated record. Lineage: Eukaryota; Viridiplantae; Streptophyta; Magnoliopsida; Brassicales; Brassicaceae. Gene Ontology annotation, molecular function: protein binding.
UAGUGUGUGUGCUUAACGUUUUGUGGCUGUGUCUUGUGUGUCUGGCAAAUGCCCUCAACUUUGUCAAACUGAUUCUUAUAUAUGUAUUUUCGCGAUUAAUGCGCAUGAAUUUAAUUUUGAGAAAUAAAAAUUGAAUGCAAGUUGUCUGUUUUUCCUAUGGUUUUAAAAAUCGGUAUGGGCGGCGACUCAGUCCUUUAAAUCCGAUUGAUAUGACUCAAAUCAUUUGCAACUGUUUUAAAUAGAUUAAAACCAAUUUGUAUCGAUUUAAAUUAGUUUAAAUCUGUUAAAUUAAGCAAUAAUGUUAGUAAGAAUUCUCAAAUUUGUCUAGUUUAUUUUGUUUGUAUAUCUAAUUUUGAUAAUUCAUCAAAAUUAUUCAACUCAAAAUUGAAAUAUUUUAUAUAAAUAAAAAUAUAUAAAAUAAAUCAAUAAUUUGACAAAGUCUAAGCCUCGCUUAGCUUCGAAUAAUCCGUCUAGUCGCAUCUCAUCUACAAAGUGAUUAGUUAUCACCUAACGAUUUCUUAAACAUUGGUUUUCCCGUUUUCCAUUCUUGAUUAAGUACAAAAUGUUUGCUUUUCUUCUGACUUAUAACCAACACUGAUAAAUAAGGAACAACAACUAAAAUGGAUUAUAAGAGCAUGUUCAACGGAAAUAUCCAUAAGAUAUCUCACACUUAAAAGAAAAAAAAAAGAGAAUAUGAGAGAAAUAGGAGAGAGGCAUGAAAAAGAUACUCUCUAUUAUAGAUAGCACUUAGGGUUCAAUUGGUAAUAGAUGUAGCUUAAAAAAUUUGUUGUAGAAAAAUAUUUGUAGAUUUUUUGCUGUGGCUUUAAUUUUUAUUUCUGUAGAUUGACUCUGGAAAGCACUUUUACAGCUGUGGGUUAUUUUUAGAACUGUGAUUUUAAUUUUUUUUAUUAAAGCUUGAUUGCUUGAUGUAAAUGGUUGCCAAUCACACCUUAGUAAAUGGUUUACACCUUUAAUAAUCUUUUUUAUUUAAUUAAAUAACUAAACUAUUAGUAAAUAAUAAUUUUAUUUGUUUAGAAAUUGAGUUGAAAUACUUGAGUGAUGAGGAAUGAGGUUGCUUUAGCAUAGGCUCGUUAGCCAAUGGAGUAUGCAUGAGAUAAUCUAUGAUACUAUGCAUAACACCAGGCCCUUUUUAUGAUGAUUGUCAGGUCAAAGGUUUGGUUGUUGAUGCCUAUUAUUUCUCACAUCCAAGUGAACCAAGCAGCAAAGCAGAGGCGUUCCCAAUUUAAAAAAAAAAACGUGAGGAUCAUGAUUGGAUAUUGGAUUUUACAAAAAAAAAAUGAUUGGAUUCCGAUAAGAAUAGCGUUGACUUCUUUUUACAAAUCAAUAGAAUAUCAUGAAAUAAUCUGAAUUUGAUUAGAGCUUACAAACAUUAAUAGAAAUAAUAAAUCAUUUUCAAUUGUGCUUAAUUAUCCACGACCACACUAGGUCAACGUAAUCUAAGAGGUAUCGUUUUGGCCAAUGAUCCACGUUACAACAGUUGAAUACGCUUCCUGUUUUUUUUUUUUUAAUACAUUAGUUUUGAUGCGAAAGAACAAUUAAAAUUUAAAAUGGAGGAGUCGUCAACGUCGAUCAUACCCGGCUUGACGGACGACGUAGCGGCGCUCUGCCUCUCACGAAUCCCGCGCUCAAACUUUCGUGUCCUUUCUCAAGUCUGCCGGCGAUGGAAGACCUUCCUCAGGAGCGAGCAUUUCGCCGCUGUUCGGAAGUUGACAGGGACAAUGGAGGAGUUCAUGUGUGUUUUCAUGAAAAGCAUCCGUGGCAGAAAAGUGUAUUGGGAAGUUUUUGACAGCUCCGGGAACAACCUGGGACAGAUUCCUCCUUUCCCUGGGCCAUUGAAGCGGGGUUUCUGCGUCGCGGUGAUCGGUGGCGAGAAGAUCUUGUUCAUCGGUGGAUAUACGGGUAUGAAAUACUGGGACUUCAGUAGGAUUCCUCCCAUUGCUUCGGGUGAUAUUAACGAGUUCAGUCUUUCUACUAAAAGAAACCCUCCCCUUGCUUCGGCUGAUGUUUACGAGUUCAAUCCUGCUACUAACAGCUGGAGAAAACUGGCAGACAUGAACAUACCACGUUACGACUUUUCAUUAGCUGAAGUGGACGGCCUUUUGUAUGUGGUCCAAGGCUUUAGCAAUGAUGGUUAUUGCCUUUUCAACACUGAAGUAUACAACCCGCAAACCAACCAAUGGAGCCUUAUGGAUGGUCCCGUAGCGUUUCCCAUCGGCGGCUUCGCCUUCUCCUUCAAGUCCAAACUCUAUGCUGUAGCCAAUGGAUCCACCACCAUGAACAUAUAUGACCCCAAAACGGAGACAUGGGAAGAGUUAGAUUUGAAGCAAUUAUUGUCGGUCCAUUCCAACACUGUUGUGAGGAACAUAGUGUAUUUUUUGGACCAAAACUCUGGAUGUCUGGGAGUUUUUGAUCCGGAGGAGAAUUCAUGGACUGAUGAGUUUCUGCCUACGGUGGAGGGAGGUUACCGGUCCGGAUUAGGGCAAUGGAACAAUAAGGUUCUGCUGUUUUCACGGCUUUCUGUACGUGAGACCUUAAUUAAUGGUUUUGAUAAAGAGGAAGGAUUCAAGUGGAGAGAUUGUGAUCAGAUUAAACCAUCUGGUUCUUACUUAAUAGUUAAUACACGUUCUCAUCAACUUCUGAUUUCCUUCUCUGGCUCCAUCAUUUUGCCUAUAGUGUGUGUGUGUGUGUGGGUAACGUUUUGGGGCUGUGAGUCUUUGUGUGUCUGGCCACAAUGCCCGUCAACUUUGUCAAUGAUUUUUAUAUGGUUGGUGUGUAAUGAACUACUAAACUUGUGUGUGUGUGUGUUUUAAUGAUUAUUUCGCAUGGCUUUAGUUUUGAGAAAUAAAAUUUCAAUGAAAGUUGUCUGUUUUUCCAUUAACCA